AUGAAACUCCUCAGUUAUAUUUUGGCUUAUCGACAACUUCUCCUUGUGGUGUUCAGUGUGCUGGUUCUACUGCCGCUUCCUCUCGUCCUCCACGCUAAGGAAGCAGAAUGUGCCUACGUACUCUUCGUUGUAGCCAUAUUUUGGAUCACAGAAGCUCUACCUCUGUCAGUCACAGCUUUGCUGCCUGGUUUAAUGUUCCCCAUGUUUGGGAUCAUGCGUUCUACACACGUGGCAUCUGCUUAUUUCAAAGACUUUCACCUGCUGCUAAUUGGAGUCAUCUGUUUAGCAACCUCAAUAGAAAAAUGGAAUUUGCACAAGAGGAUUGCUCUGAGGAUGGUGAUGAUGGUGGGUGUGAACCCAGCACGACUGACGCUGGGGUUCAUGAGCAGCACUGCCCUCCUAUCCAUGUGGCUUAGCAACACCUCUACUACUGCCAUGGUGAUGCCCAUCGUGGAAGCUGUGGCCCAGCAGAUCAUCAGUGCUGAAGCAGAGGCCGAGGACACUCAGAUGACUUAUUACAAUGAAUCUGCCAACCGUGUCAUGGAAGUUGAUGAAACUGUUAUUGGACAAGAAACAAGUAAGAAGAAAGAGAAAACAAAACCAAAAUACAGUAAUGAUACAGAGAAAGUUUCAAGCAAGAUGGAUAUGGAAAAGAACUCAGUCACAGGAACAAAAUAUCGGUCAAAGAAGGAUCACAUGAUGUGUAAACUUAUGUGUUUGUCUAUUGCUUACUCUUCUACCAUUGGUGGAUUGACAACAACUACUGGUACCUCCACAAACUUGAUCUUCACUGAGCAUUUCAACACACGCUAUCCUGAUUGUGAUUGCCUCAACUUUGGAUCAUGGUUUUUGUUUUCCUUCCCAAUUGCUAUUAUUCUUCUACUCUUAUCCUGGAUCUGGCUUCAGUGGCUUUUCCUAGGAUUCAAUUUUAAGGAGUUGUUCAAAUGUGGCAAAACCAAAACUGUCAAAGAAAAAGCUUGUGCUGAGGUGAUCAAGCAAGAAUACAAAAAACUUGGCCCAAUGAGGUAUCAAGAAAUCGUGACCUUGAUUCUCUUCAUUAUAAUGGCCCUUUUAUGGUUUAGCCGAGAUCCUGGCUUUGUCUCUGGUUGGUCUGAACUUUUUUCAGAGAACCCUGGUUUUGUUACAGAUUCAACUGUUGCCUUAAUUGUAGGACUCCUUUUUUUUAUAAUUCCAGCUAAAACACUGACAAAAACUACACCUACAGGAGAAACUGUUGCUUUUGGUUACUCUCCACUGAUUACUUGGAAAGAAUUCCAGUCAUUCAUGCCUUGGGAUAUAGCCAUUCUUGUUGGUGGAGGGUUUGCCCUGGCAGAUGGCUGUGAGGUAUCAGGACUAUCUAAGUGGAUAGGAAAUAAAUUGUCUCCUCUAGGUUCAUUACCAGUAUGGCUAAUAAUUCUGAUAUCUUCUUUGAUGGUCACAUCUUUAACAGAGGUAGCCAGUAACCCAGCUACCAUCACCAUCCUCUUCCCAAUAUUAGCUCCACUGUCUGAAGCCAUUCGUGUGAACCCUCUUCAUAUUUUGCUGCCUUCUACUCUGUGUACUUCAUUUGCAUUCCUUCUACCAGUAGCAAAUCCACCCAAUGCCAUUGUUUUCUCAUAUGGCCAUCUGAAAGUUAUAGACAUGGUUAAAGCUGGACUUGGUGUUAAUAUUUUGGGUGUUGCAGUGGUGAUGCUCGGCAUGUUCACUUGGAUUGAACCCAUGUUUGACCUCAACACUUACCCUUCUUGGGCUCCUGCAAUUGUUAAUGACACCAUGCCAUGA
Molecule: messenger RNA, 1782 nt
Organism: Urocitellus parryii (Arctic ground squirrel)
Lineage: Eukaryota; Metazoa; Chordata; Mammalia; Rodentia; Sciuridae
Gene: Slc13a1
Product: solute carrier family 13 member 1
Biological process (GO): sodium ion transport; sulfate transmembrane transport
Cellular component (GO): plasma membrane
Molecular function (GO): sodium:sulfate symporter activity
Source: RefSeq, a predicted model, not a curated record